Messenger RNA from Chiroxiphia lanceolata (lance-tailed manakin), 675 nucleotides. RefSeq names its product avidin-like. The record is from RefSeq and is a predicted model, not a curated record. Gene Ontology annotation, molecular function: biotin binding. The transcript is spliced from 3 exons. Lineage: Eukaryota; Metazoa; Chordata; Aves; Passeriformes; Pipridae.
GAGGCCCAAUGUGUGUCCCCUGCUGUGGCCCUCCAGGUCCUCUUCUACAGCCCUGCCACCCCCCCAUGGUCCCCAGGACCUCCCCUGGCCCAGGGGAGCCAGACCCCGCUCAGCUGGUGCAAUGGCCGGUGGCCAGUCUCCCACCGGGUGUCCUCUGGCAGGAGGCCCGGCAGGGGCGGCCGCUGCCCAACCACAGCCCCCCCUGCUAUGGAAGGGGCUGAGUGGGCGUGGGGCAGCAGCACAGGCAAAGCCACCACCACCAACACCAUGGGGACCCUCGGCUGCUGCCUGCUGCUCACCCUGGCCCUGCUCACCCCUCACCAGGCUGCAGCCAGGAAGUGUGACCUACAGGGCCUGUGGAGGAACGAGCUGGGCUCCAACAUGACCCUCUUGGCUCUGAACACAGACAGCACCUUCUCGGGCUUCUACCACACUGCUGUGACAGCCACCAACAAGCUGAGCCUGCAGUCACCCCUGCAAGGGGCCCAGCAGCACCCCGGUGCCAAGAGACACCCCACCUUCGGCUUCACCGUGCACUGACAGUUCUCAGAUUCCACCACAGCCUUUGUAGGCCAGUGCUUUGUGGAUCGCUGCGGGAAGGAGACACUGGAAACCACAUGGCUCCUGUGGGAAGAGGUCCCAUCCCACAGGGACACCUGGAAAGCCACCAGCUGA